AUGACCAUCGAGCGUGAUUUGAAAUCUGUAAUUCAGAAUCUGAAGCGAUCUAAGCUAGAAGAAGAAGACAGAGACUCUGCAUCUCCAUCGCUUCAGAAGAAGCCGAAAGCGAAUAAUUGCUUCGGUGGUACCGAGGACUUGAUCGGAGGUUCUCUCUGUGGAUCCACUGAAGGAUUCAAUUGCAGUGCUGGUGGCGGUGGUGGUGGUGAGGUUCAUUCCAAUUCCGAUCCUGAUUUCAGUUCCAAUUCAAAUUCGGCUUUGAUGGAGUUGAAUGCUGUUAGUGGAGAAGCUCCUUUGUUGCCGCGAUCAUCGAGAGGUCGCGUUCAGAAGCUUCCGACUAAGUUCAAUGAUUCGGUACUUUUCGAUUCACGGAAGAAGAAUACUAAUGGAGGAAUCAAAAGAUUUGGAUUAGGGUUUGAAGUUGGUAACAGUUCGCGAGAGAGUGGAUCGGGAUUUGGGAAAAAAGGGAAGGAAAUCAAAUGUGAUUCGAAAACAGAGAGUGAUAAUGGAUUUUAUGAGUUUGGCUGUGACAAGAAUGCUGAGUCCUUUAAGAGCAUUAAAACAACGGUGAGUGGGAGUCGUUUGCCGUUGGUUAAAACAGAGAGUGAAAAUGGUUUUGAUGAGAAGGGUAAAAAGGAGGAAGAGGUUUUCGAGCUUGAGGAAUUUGGUUUGGGUGAUAUGGUUUGGGUAAAAUGUGGCAAGAGUAAUCUGGCAUGGCCUGCGGUGGUGAUUGAUCCCAUCUCGCAAGCGCCUGAGUCUGUUCUCAGACAAUGUGUUCCUGGUGCGCUUUGUGUUAUGUUUUUUGGUUAUUCGAAUCAAAAGCAAAGGAACUAUUUGUGGGCGAAGCAAGGGAUGGUAUUACCCUUUUUGGAAUUCAUGGAUAGAUUUCAGGGGCAGACCCGAAUAUAUAAGAGCCGACAUAGCGAUUUUCACAAGGCAAUGGAGGAAGCGAUGUUAGCGAGCAGCGACAUCCUAGACCCACAUUUCCGAGCUCAGGAAAAUGUGGAGGGUGAGGGUUCCUGUGCUGGUCAGGAAUAUCAUUGCCAAGACCAGGAUAUAAUAUUUUGUUAUGGCUGUGGUUUGACUUUGCCAUGCAAAACCAUGGAGAAGAUUAAGGAUUCAAGCUGUGCUCCUCCGCAUUAUUGUAAACCUUGUGCAAUGCUACUUAAAUCAAAACAAUACUGUGGCGUUUGCAAAAAGGUUUGGCACCUUUUAGGCGCUGAUGAUUGGGUACGCUGCGACAGUUGUAAUGUUUGGGUGCAUGCUGAGUGUGAAAACAUUUCCAGAAAACUUUUCAAGGAUCUGAAAAAUACACAAUACCAUUGCCCAGACUGCAAGGGAAAGAAGGAACGUAAAUUAUCAGCAGCACAAACAAACGAAUCAAAAAUUAAGGACAGGUCAGUAGAGAAAAACCAAAAACCCGUGCUACCUGAAACGCUAGCGGUGGUGUGCAAUCACACGAAAGGAAUUUACUUUCCAAGGCUUCAUCAAGUUAUGUGUGAGUGUGGCUCGUGUGGGUCAAAGAAGCAGGCAUUGCCAGAAUGGGAACGACAUGUGGGUUGCAGAGCCAAAAAAUGGAGACUCAGUGUGAAAGUAGAAAGCACAAUGCAACCGCUAAUAAAUUGGAUCACGGAACUCAAUUCCCAAGCUGGAAUUCCCUCGCAGUUAGAUCAGAAACAGGUGCUUUCCUUUUUGCAAGAGAAGUAUGAGCCAGUUUAUGCCAAAUGGACAACAGAGAGAUGUGCGAUAUGCAGAUGGGUUGAAGAUGAAGACGUUAACAAUAUUAUCAUCUGUAACAGGUGCCAAAUUGCAGUCCACCAAGCGUGCUAUGGGGCAAGGCAGGUCCAAGAUUUUAGUUCAUGGGUUUGCAGAGUGUGUGAAACUCCUGAUGUAGAAAGAGAGUGUUGCCUCUGUCCAGUUAAAGGUGGUGCACUAAAGCCAACUGAUGUUGAGUUGCUGUGGGUUCAUGUAACAUGCGCUUGGUUUCGGCCUGAAGUUUCUUUCGAAGACGAAAACGCAAUGGAACCUGCUUCUGGAAUCCUUAAGAUUCCUCCUAAUUCCUUUUUGAAGACUUGCGUGAUUUGUAAACAAAGCCAUGGUUCCUGUACACGUUGUUGCAAGUGUGAGACAUAUUUUCAUGCGAUGUGUGCAUCAAGAAUGGGAUAUAGCAUGACUGUGCGUACUACAGUGAAGAAGGGAACUCAAAUAACAAAGAACUCAAUAUAUUGUGCAGUUCACAGGGUCCCAAAUCCAGAUUCAGGAGUGUUUAUGUAUCCACCCCUAAGGGCAAUCUCUCCAAGAACUUCGUUUCAAAAUCACAAGGGACGCAAUAGAGAAUCAAAGCUUAUUUCAUCAAAUAGUAUAGAACUCCUUGAACCUUCAGCUUCUGAAAGUUAUGAGGCCAAGUUACUAUCUGCUGCCAGGUGUCGUGUUUACAGAAAGUCUCCCAAUAAGAAGGACUGUACGCCAAUAAUUCACUUGCUUGGGGGGCCAAACAUUCAUUCUUUAAGUGCAAUAACUCAGUUAAACGGCAGCACGGAUGUUGCUGAAGUAUUUUCUUCAUUUAAGGAACGCCUUCACCACUUACAGAAAACGGAAAAUUAUAGAGUUUGCCUUGGAAAAUCAGCUAUUCAAGGGUGGGGCCUCUUUGCUCGUAGAGAUUUGCAAGAAGGGGACAUGGUUGCUGAGUAUCGUGGUGAGCAAAUAAGGGGUAAUCUUCAGGAUUCAAGGGAAGCAAGACACCGGUUAGAAGGCAAAGAUUGUUAUCUGUUCAAGAUAAGUAAAGAAGUGGUAAUAGAUGCAACAAACAAGGGAAACAUUUCACGUAUUAUAAACCAUUCUUGCAUGCCAAACUGCUUUGCAAGGAUUAUGAGUUUGAGCGAUCAGGAGAGCGUGAUUGUUCUUAUUGCCAAAACCAAUGUUUCUGCUGGUGAAGAACUAACAUAUGACUACUUGUUUAAUAAAGACGAGCCGGAAGAACAAAAGGUUCCCUGUCGCUGCAGAACCCCAAAAUGUAGAAAAUUUAUAAACUAG
Vicia faba (fava bean) is the source of this 3033-nucleotide messenger RNA. Lineage: Eukaryota; Viridiplantae; Streptophyta; Magnoliopsida; Fabales; Fabaceae. The record is from the annotation of a GenBank genome assembly.